CGUGUCUUUUUCUUUUUUCCUUAAAGAACGAAGGUACGAAGAACUCUGGUGGGUGCCCUACAGUGUGAACAAUGAUUGCGACGAUUUUUUCAAUUCGCUUUACAAAACCCUAGAAAACCCCGCGGAAAAAUCGGUAAUCCAGAGGGGAAGACAAUUUCUCGAUCCACGCAGAUCCCAAUUGCCCACCACCGUCAAGAACACUUUAGUCUUCUGUCUUCUUCCUCACCUGGUAAAAUCAUCAAACACCUGACCUGCAAUUCUGUGCUCGUCGUUAUAUCACCUGUGAAAGAUAUUGACUUUUCUUGUGAUUUGCUUAUGUGGGUGUUGCGUCUCUCGGUUUUGCUCUAGUGGGGUUUUGCCCUUUGUGAAAUCUUGGUCGUAUUUGACGGCUUUGCUGAGAAUUGAGGCAAGAAGAUUUGAUGAUCUAGGCCAGAGGAGAGUUUGAUUGCUGGGGAUUUUGUUAAAGAUUAAACAUUUUUACAGAGGGGUUUUGUCUGGUUUAGGAUUCUGAAGAAAUCUGUGGUCUUGAAGUGAAAAUUGAGUUUUCGUUUAUCUGAUCUUCUUUAAGGUUUUGACUUGAGUGAGGGGGCUGAAUAUAUUCCAAGAUUUUGUAUUUUAAUCAUGGAUGAAGCUUCCAAUGGUUUGCCUCCUUUCCUUGUCAAGACGUAUGAAAUGGUGGAUAAUCCUUCGACCAACCGUUUUGUCUCUUGGAGUCAGAGCAACAAAAGCUUCAUUGUUUGGAACCCGCCAGAGUUUUCGAGGGAACUCUUGCCUAGAUACUUUAAACAUAACAACUUCUCCAGUUUCAUCAGACAGCUUAAUACUUAUGGCUUUAGUAAAAUUGAUCCAGAGCAAUGGGAAUUUGCAAAUGAUGAUUUUGUUAGAGGCCAGCCACAACGUCUGAAGAACAUCCACAGGCGCAAACCAGUUCACAGUCACUCUGCACAGAAUCUUCACGGUUCAUCUCCUUUAACUGAACCAGAACGCCAGCGGUACAAGGCUGACAUCAAAAAGCUGAAUCAUGAAAAGGAAUCGCUUCUAUUGGAACUUCAAAGACACAAGCAGGAACACCAGGGACUUGAGUUGCAAAUGCAAGCGUUGACCGGUCAAUUGCGGCAUUUAGAACAUGGCCAAAGGAGCAUGUUAUCCUCCUUAGCUGAACUGUUGGAUAAGCCAGAGCUAGCAUUGAGUCUCAUACCCGAAAUGGGACUGCCUUAUAGAAAGAGAAGGCUUCCAGGAAACAAUCACCUCUAUACUGAAACUGACAAUCAACUAACAGAAAACAUUAGUCCAACUUCCCUUCCUUUGCUGAACAAGGAGUUGUUUGAUCAGUUAGAGUCAUCUUUGAUCUUCUGGGAGUCUAUGUUACUAGACAUUGGCCAAACAGUGACAGUCCAAGAGAUUUCGGAAGCCGAAUUGGAUGAAUCUACUAGUGUUGCAGAUAGCCCUGCCAUAUCGUAUGCACAACUAAACGAUGACGUGGAACCCGCCAAGACUACAGGAAUCGACGUGAAUGCCGAUCCAAAUGCAAAUCCGGUUUCAGAUGUUGGCCCAGACAAAGAGCCUGAAACAGCACAAGGGAUUGCUCCUAGCACACCAAAAAGAGUAAAUGACUUAUUCUGGGAACAAUUCCUUACUGAGAAUCCUGGUUCAACCGAUGCACCAGAGGUACAAUCAGAGAGGAAAAACCUUGAGGGAAGAAAAAAUGAAAACGUAGUAAUCGACCAAGAGAAGUUUUGGUGGAACAUGAAGAGUGUAAAUAACCUUUCCGAACAGUUGGGACAUCUUACUCCGGCAGAGAGAACCUGACUCGGUAGGUUUUGUAAUAUUCUUUUAGUGCUUUUCUAUGUUUCUCUGUUUGACAUGUUCUGGCUUGUAUACUAGAUAGAGAUUUGUUUCAUCGUAUCAUAGACGUGUGUGUGUGUGUAUAUAUAUAUAUAUAUAUAUAACCACUUGUGCUUUCUGUGAAUCUUAUAGAAACUUGCUACCAUUAGGCUUCUAGUGUAUGGCUUUAUGUUCAUUGAUAGUGAAUAAUGGAUGACCAUUUCU
Messenger RNA from Cuscuta campestris, 2049 nucleotides. NCBI's taxonomy places the organism in Eukaryota, Viridiplantae, Streptophyta, Magnoliopsida, Solanales, Convolvulaceae. The record is from the annotation of a GenBank genome assembly.